Nerophis lumbriciformis (worm pipefish) is the source of this 461-nucleotide messenger RNA. RefSeq names its product ATP synthase membrane subunit f (gene atp5mf). Gene Ontology annotation, cellular component: proton-transporting ATP synthase complex. The record is from RefSeq and is a predicted model, not a curated record. Gene Ontology annotation, biological process: proton motive force-driven mitochondrial ATP synthesis. Lineage: Eukaryota; Metazoa; Chordata; Actinopteri; Syngnathiformes; Syngnathidae. Gene Ontology annotation, molecular function: proton-transporting ATP synthase activity, rotational mechanism.
AACAGACUAUAAAACUACACUAUAUCCCAUAAUGCUCCGCGGCCUGUUCCCAUCAUUCCUUGCUUCAGUUAACGCCACCGGUCAAGAUGGCAGACAGACCAGUUGCUGUUGCUGAGAAGCGUCUAAUGGAAGUGAAACUGGGCGAGUUGGGAAGUUGGCUGGGAUCACGAGACUUUACUCCCAAUGGAAUCAUCAGCGCCAUUCGCAGGGGUCGUGACAGAUACUACAACAAGUACUUUCAUGUGAAGAAGGGAGGCAUUGGUGGCAUUUCUAUGAUGCUCGCUGCCUAUGUGACCAUCAGCUAUAUUUGGGAAUAUGAUCACAUCAAACAUGAUCGCUGGAGGAAGUACCACUAACCAACAGCCAUCUGACCCUGUGGAUGGACUCUUUAGCUCCUCCAACUCUUUCCUUUCUCAGCUUGAGUUCAAUCUGUGACCAAUAAACUAUAACAGUUAUUGUGA